Molecule: messenger RNA, 2241 nt
Organism: Acipenser ruthenus (sterlet)
Lineage: Eukaryota; Metazoa; Chordata; Actinopteri; Acipenseriformes; Acipenseridae
Product: E3 ubiquitin-protein ligase RNF135-like
Exons: 6
Coding region: 504-2153 (549 amino acids)
Molecular function (GO): protein binding
Source: RefSeq, a predicted model, not a curated record
CAUGUAGCAUCAACAUGCAGCCACCAGAGGACAGCCAUUCACUGCCCUUUUUUUUCUACUUUAAUGACAACCUGAAUUUGCGAACAGUUCUUCCGCGUUUUUGAGCAAGUUUAGUGACACCGAGAUGACUUUCUGCAGUUCCUGGUAUCCUAUGGGAGUCUUCAAUCCUAAAGGAAGGAUUUAGGCUUCAAGUUCUUCAACAUAGUCACGAGGAGAAAGUAGAAAAACGAACUGUUAUUAUUUUACGUAGUGUAGCAAGCACGACCCCAUUGUGAACUACAAGUCCGCACUUCUUGCGUGUUUUGUCGAGCAGUGCUAUUGCAAUAGAUGGUACAUUUCCUGUAUUUUACAGUGCCGGUAUGUAAACCGCGGCGCUGCUGUCGAUAGACGUCAUCUGACAGCAGCAAUAACUCUUUUAAGUUUCGGUUUCCUGGGUUUCACAGGUGCCGUACAGUAUCGUCGACAUAACAACGAAACUCAGGGCUACAUCACAGGCUGCAGCCAUGGCUUCAGGGAGCGAGAGCCGCGAGCUCGAGUGUAUGAUCUGCUUGAAAUUAUUUACAGAUCCGACCACCAUACCCUGCGGACACAGUUAUUGUAUAGAGUGCAUCAAGACGUUCCGGCAGUCCCAAAUCAACAAAUACAACAAAUACAGCUGUCCACAAUGCAAGGACCCACUUGGGAAGGAACCCGAACUCAAGAAGAACACUACACUGUGCGCCUUAGUCGAGUUAUCCAAAACCGCAGAACCGAAGCAGCCUCCGAGUCCUACCGCCUCCGAGGAUGGGACCCACGACUCCCAGUGCGACAUCUGCAACCCAGAGAGGGCUACGGCGACCUGUCUGACCAGCAACAUGUCGUAUUGCCCCAAGCACGUUGAAACGCACUACGAAAAUGGACAUUUAAAAAGCCACAAGCACCGGAAUGUCAUCGAGGCUGUGUGCGAAACAGGGGGUGAAUAUCAGUGCGUGGAUUGCGUGGCUGCGCAUCCCGCGUGUCUUUACAGCAGUGUGCAGGGAGAGUUUGACAAAAAGAAAGAGACCCUGAAAAGGAAGCUGGAGUCGGUGACAUCUGCCAUCCAAACAACGGAGGAGAACCUGGCAAAGAGGAGCAAAGAAAAACGCGAGAUCGAGACUCUUGUCUUUCAGCAAUCUGCUGCAAGGAUAAACGAGUCACUCAGCAGAGAGUUUGCAGAAUUAAGACAGGUUUUGGAGGAGAGAGAGAAGGCGGCGCUGAGUGCUGUCCGUAGCAGUCAGAAGGCGGCGAGCAGCCGGGUGUCACAGAUCAUUCACGGUCUGAGCUCAGCCCAGGACGCCCUGCAGAGAAAGAAGAGCGAGCUGGAGCUGGUGAAUGUGAAAGACUUCUUUGAAUUUCUGAGGACGGAUCUGCCCGAGUCUGAAGAGAGUUCCCUUGCUGUGGAUGAAGAGAGCACAGCUCUGAUCCAGGAGGAGGGGUCUGCAGUGAAGGAUGCCAUCGCUGACCUGAAGGAGGACGUUCAGUCUAAACUGGACAACGCCAUAAAGGCCAUAAAGCAAACACAAACAGAAGAAAUUACAGAAGCUCAUCUAGAAUCGGAAGCUGCAGAGCCUGAAAAUGAUACUGCCCCAAAAAGAUCGGCUGAACUUAUCCAGUGUUUUGCCAACCUCACCUUUGACCCAAACACAGCCCAUAAGCGCCUAGCACUGUCGGAAGGAAACCGCAGAGUGACGGUGAAGCAGAAUAACCGGACAGAUUCAUGCAUGCAGGAGCGCUUCACAAUUAGCCACGUCAUGGCUUCCACAGGCUUCUCUGAGGGCUGCCACUACUGGGAGGUGAACACCCAUCUCAGCAAAGGCUGGGCCAUCGGGAUAGCCUACCAGCGGCUGGGACGCGCAGACAAACUGGGGAGGAACGCCCUCUCGUGGUGCGUGGAGUGGAGCAGGUCACGCUUCUCCGCCUGGCACGACAGUGUGGAAGUGAGGCUCCCUCAGGGGGAGCUCUCUGGGAUAGGGGUGCACUUGAAGUGUGACGAGGGCAAGGUGUCGUUCUACGCCGUGUCCGUGUCCGAGACCCUCCUGCACACCUUUGAUGUGCAGUUUAGCGAGCCGGUAUUUCCAGUGUUUUGGUUGUUUGGGCUGGAUAAGGGUAGUGCUUUGUCUUUUGUGGAGCCGUAGUAUGGGAAGCCUGGAUAAUAUGUGUGUGAAUCUAUAACCUGAUGUCUUUCAAAUGCAAUAAAUUAAUAAAUUCAAUAAACACGAAGCA